Messenger RNA from Rhea pennata, 2008 nucleotides. RefSeq names its product proteasome 26S subunit, non-ATPase 13 (gene PSMD13). The record is from RefSeq and is a predicted model, not a curated record. The transcript is spliced from 13 exons. Gene Ontology annotation, molecular function: structural molecule activity. Gene Ontology annotation, biological process: ubiquitin-dependent protein catabolic process. Gene Ontology annotation, cellular component: cytosol; proteasome regulatory particle, lid subcomplex; nucleus. The coding region runs from base 64 to 1194 and encodes 376 amino acids. NCBI's taxonomy places the organism in Eukaryota, Metazoa, Chordata, Aves, Rheiformes, Rheidae.
CGCGCGGGGGCGGCCGGGCCGGUGUUGCUGCCUCACCGCCUGUGUCGGGCCGCCGCCGCCGCCAUGAAGGACGUGCCGGGUUUUCUGCAGCAGAGCCAGAGCUCGGGGCCGGGCCAGGCGGCCGUGUGGCACCGCCUGGAGGAGCUCUACAAUAAGAAACUCUGGCACCAGUUGACUUUGCAAGUUUUGGACUUUGUUCAGGAUCCUUGCUUUGCCCAAGGAGAUGGACUCAUCAAGCUUUAUGAGAACUUCAUCAGUGAGUUUGAACACAGGGUGAACCCUUUAUCCUUGGUAGAGAUCAUUCUUCAUGUAGUUAGACAAAUGACAGAUCCUAAUGUGGCCCUUACUUUUCUGGAAAAGACUCGGGAAAAGGUAAAAAGCAGUGAUGAAGCUGUCAUUUUGUGUAAAACAGCCAUUGGAGCGCUCAAGCUGAAUAUUGGAGACCUGCAGGUCACAAAGGAGACCAUUGAGGAGGUCGAGGAGAUGCUGAAUAAUCUCGCUGGGGUGACUUCAGUUCACAGCCGUUUCUAUGAUCUCUCCAGCAAGUACUACCAGACGAUUGGGAACCAUGCUUCUUACUAUAAGGAUGCUCUGCGGUUUCUGGGAUGCAUUGAUGUUAAGGAUCUGCCAGUAUCAGAGCAGCAGGAGAGAGCCUUUACCCUGGGACUGGCUGGGCUUUUGGGAGAAGGUGUUUAUAACUUUGGGGAGCUGCUCAUGCACCCUGUCCUGGAGUCCCUGAGAAACACUGAUCGGCAGUGGCUGAUUGAUACACUUUAUGCCUUCAAUAGUGGUAAUGUAGAGACAUUUCAAGCUCUAAAGUCAGCAUGGGGUCAGCAGCCAGAUCUGGCAGCAAAUGAAGCACUUCUGCUGCAGAAGAUUCAACUGCUAUGUCUUAUGGAGAUGACUUUCACCCGACCAGCCAAUCAUAGACAGCUCACUUUUGAGGAGAUUGCUAAGAGUGCCAAAGUCACUGUGAAUGAGGUGGAACUGCUGGUGAUGAAGGCUCUCUCAGUAGGAUUGGUAAAAGGCAGUAUUGAUGAAGUGGAUAAGAGGGUGCACAUGACAUGGGUACAACCACGUGUGUUGGAUUUACAACAGAUCAAAGGGAUGAAAGACCGCCUGGAGUUCUGGUGCACAGAUGUGAGGAGCAUGGAGAUGUUGGUAGAGCACCAAGCCCAUGACAUCCUAACAUAGAAGACCUUACGCUGCCCUGAGAGAGUAAUUUUUACUGCUGCUGAUGCUAGCAGCACUCAGACCACUGACUCUGUACUGAAUUAUAUUGAAGGGGGGUGGGGGGCAGAGGAGAGAGCAGCUUUUUGAUGCUUGUACGGAGGAGUAAGUGGCCUUUUGCUGUGUAACCCUUUGGUGCUUGGAGUCAAGAUUUCCCUAUGAGCUUACACUAGUGGCACUGACCGUGGGAGCUCCUGUCCUGUUGUCAUCAAAGGAGGACAAAGGCUCCAAAGAGUGACUGAUUUAUCAAUCUUGCUAUUGAACUCUUGUGAGAGGAUGUAAUGCUGGUUAUGUGCUACAAGAGCGGAGGCUGUUUUUGGGAGGAUGUGAUGCUGGUUACAUGCUACGGAAGUGGAGGCUAUUUGCCUGGUAAAGGUGUGGCAGAAGCUCCUCUAUUAAAAAAAAAAAAAAAAGGAAGAAAAGAAAAAAGAAAGAGUUCUAGAGAGGUGCCUGACCAUUGUAUGUGGUAUUACUUAGUAGUAUUGACCUUAGGAGGGCAUGACCUUUCCCUGGUAACCUCUCCUUCCCUGCCCUUGCAGCAGCCCAAAGGCAGCAUUACUGAAACCAUCUUUCUCCUUUUGCCCUCUUUCUCCACAACCCUUCCUCCUCAUUUGCAGUAGAGGGAGUGUUUACUCCAUCAAAGGGUUUUUUCCAGGAUUACAGUAUAGUGGAUUUAUUUGUUUUUAUAUACUUUUGGGGGUUGUUGUCUUUUAUGAACACUUUAUGCUAAAGUGAGGUGCAGCAAUAUUGCUGGAAUAAACUUCUCUGCCUUCCCUUU